This is a messenger RNA of Sparassis crispa, 954 nucleotides long. RefSeq lists its product as hypothetical. Bases 1 to 954 code for a protein of 317 amino acids. The record is from RefSeq and is a predicted model, not a curated record. The transcript has a single exon. NCBI's taxonomy places the organism in Eukaryota, Fungi, Basidiomycota, Agaricomycetes, Polyporales, Sparassidaceae.
AUGUCUGACCCCCAGCAUAUCACGCUCGACUCUCCACGCUCUAUCGCUAAUAUAUACCUCCAUGAACGUAAGGACUUCGAUGUCGUCCUUGGUCAGAUCGAGGAGCGCGUUGAGCUGAUGAGAGCAUGGGACAUCCAACCGGGAGAGAACGUUCUGGAGAUCGGCUGUGGACAAGGCGAUUGCACUGUGACGCUUGCAGCAGCAGUAGGCGAGAAGGGAACGGUGACGGCUAUCGAUCCUGCGCGGCUUGAUUAUGGUGAGCGACAUGUUGCCGAUGCGAAUGCCUGUCCUCACUGGUCGAGCCGGUUGACCAACGCAGGAAGCCCGUACAACCUUGGCCAGGCCCAAGCACAUCUCCUCGCCUCGCCGUUGGGCGGCCGCAUGAAGUUUGUGAAAGCAGACCCACUCGCAUUCCUGAAGGACACGUCCGAGAUGUACGACACCGCCGUGCUCGCACACUGCAUAUACUACUUCGCGUCUCCUUCCGUCUUCUCCGCGAUUCUCUGGGCGUUGGCGCCGCGCGUGAAACGCAUCUGCCUCGCAGAGUACGCGCUCACCGCAAGCGACCCAAGGGCGGUGCCGCACGUUCUGGCUGCGCUUACCCACGCAUCGCUCCAGUGCCGCAUACCGCAUUCCGAGAGUAACGUCCGCACUGUUCUGUCGCCCAGGGCAAUGCGCGCCGCAGCAAAGGGAGUGGGAUUGCAUCUGGUUAAAGAGUCCACAAUCGUUCCGCCCGAGAAGAUGUAUGACGGCCGAUGGGAGGUAAGCACUGUGGUGGGGCAAGCGUACGGGAGCAAAAUUGAGGUGGUUGUGAAGGACGCGAGAGAACGAGCUGCGGUGGUCGCUCUCAGAGAUAGUGUGAGAGCAGCAGUGGAUGCACUGAAGAUGAAGGGGGAGAAGGUGCACACCAUGGAUGUCUGGAUCGCCACGUAUCUUCCACCGAGUGGAAUUUAG